CAAAAAAAUGUGUGUCUGACUCAAGUGAGUGCGCUUUACUUCCAAUUCUACUGCUGUGGAAAUGGAAGUAUCCUAGCUUCUCCGUUCUGAGUGUAGUUACUGUAAACAUCCUACACUCAGCUAUAGCCUGUAUGGAAGGCUGGGGAGAGGGUGUUUACUUUGACUGGCUUGGACAAGCUUCAAUCUGCAUGGAUGGGAUUUAAUGGUCACUCUGAAGAGAUGGAAAGAUUUAUUUUUACAAACAGAGAAGAAGGCUGCAAUUAAUUCCCAUUGGUAGUUUUUAUGAGAAACCUAACAUGUAGAAAGUGCAAUCAAUGGAGAAUUUGGAUGCAUUGUCACCGAUCAAUAAUGACAAUACAGUUUGUUAUUGCAAAAAAUUAAACUGCAAAUGUGUAUUGAUUGACUGUUUAUUUAUUCCUUGGAAUGUUUAUAAUGUAUAUCACAGUUUAUAGCAUACUAUUAUCCUAACAUUUUUAUGGACCUGGUUGAAAAUGGUAGUGAUUGCUGAGAAAAUGCACAUUCAUUCCACAAAUUAUGUUUUGCCAGUUAACACACCUGUAUUCAAAAUCCAUGUAGGCUACAUUAAUUUUAAGCUUAAUCAUUUCAUCACAUUAUUUAUAUAAAUUACAGUUUUCUACUGUUAUGGGAACAAAUUUAAUAACCAUUGAGCGUAUAUAUCUUGGCGUGAGUAACCAAUCAUGAUACUGUASACGAUCCCAUUCAAAAGAGAAGAAUAGAGUGGAAACCUUUUACAAAUGUAACAACGGUAGACUGUCUUCUGGUCAUCCCAGCCACAGGGGGAGGGCAUCCCAAACCAGCCUGCUUUUCUCUCCACAGGAAGACUAUCCGCCAUAUUUGUUGUCGCAGAUUCGCCAGAAACCUUCCUCAAAACAAAUAAAAAUACGAUUUUCAAUUACUUAUUCAAUAAGUAAUGUAGAUAUGUACAUUUAUUUAUGUAACUCUUAGGGUAUUACGUUUUAUUUUACAAACAUGGCGACGUCAACUGCAGGUGGGACUUCRUCCAUCUUCAUGUGUAAACUGUGCAACCUGUUCUCUCCACACCGAGCACAGCUCCUCUCCCAUGUGUCUGAGAAGCACCACACAGAGGGGCUCAACCCUGAUGACAUCAUUGUGGCCCUCAUGCCAUUCAUUGACAGCUCCACUGGAGAAGGGUGAGAGUGAGCACCUCCUCAAAGCAACCAGGGACCCCAACGAAAAAAGCAGAACACAGACAGUAGAGGCCAAUCAGAAGCUGGGCCAGUGGACGAGGAAGAGCCAGAGGACGACAAUGCCCUGGACUGCAAGAAGUGCAACCGAGUGUUCGGCAACAGACGACAGAUCAUGAAACACAUCUGCUUGAUAGACCUCAGAGAGGAUGAGGAUCAGGAGGAGGACAAUGACAAAGAGUUAGAGAGCUCAACCUGGCGCAGCAGAAGGCAAAGAGGAGAAAAAGGGAGAGAAGCUCAAAGAGGCCACGGCCACUCCUGUGGUUCUGACCACUAUGAGGCACUUCCUGGUAAGUACAACUACAUUAUUAUCAGUGUGGUUCUGACCACUCAUGAGGCACUUCCUGGUGGCGACAAGGAUAGUGCGAUCGAGGCCACCCCGGCUGAGCCGGUUGCUACAGCAGACACAGACCCUCAGGAGGCAGGACAGAAGAGAGGAUUUCAGGAAUAUUCCAUACAACAAGCUGCUUAUGAAGUGCCAUUAAAGUCAAACAGAAUAGGCCAGACCCAGUUGAAGAUCUUCACCUGCGAAUACUGCAACAAGGUCUUCAAGUUCCGCCACUCCUUGCAGGCCCAUCUGCGAACCCACACCAACGAGAAGCCCUUCAAGUGCCCACACUGCGACUACGCCAGCGCCAUCAAAGCCAACCUCAGCGUUCACAUGCGCAAGCACACGGGAGAGAAGUUCAGCUGUGAACACUGCUCCUUCCAGUGCCUCAGCAAGGGCCACCUCAAGGUGCACGUGGAGAGAGUUCACCACAAGAUCAAGCAGCACUGUCUCUUCUGCAAGAAGAAGUACUCUGAUGUGAAGAACCUGCUCAAACACAUGAGGGAGAGCCACGACCUAGAGGACAAGAAGGUGAAGGACUCGUACCAUGAGUACAGUCUACAGACCAGAGAAGGCAAGAGGCAGCUCCUCUACGACUGCCAGAUCUGCGACCGCAAGUUCAAGAACGAGCUGGACCGUGACCGCCACAUGAUGGUCCACGGUAGCGAGAGGCCGUUCGGCUGCGAGCUGUGUGACCACGGCUGCACCAAGUUCCAGGCUCUCCAGGCUCACGUCCGUAAGCAUCCCUUCCUCUACGUGUGUGCRGCCUGCCAGCAGAAGUUUGUCAGCUCCGUGCGGCUGAAGGCCCACCUGAAGGAGGCUCACCCAGAGUCAGAGGAGGCGGCUGGGUUCUCAGAGUCCAUCAACAGCAGCUUCUGUCUGCUGGAGCCGGGGGACGACAUCAAGAGAGAGAUGCUGAGACAGGAUGAGAUCAGAAUGGCUGAGGAGCUAUCUCUACUUAACGCCCAGCAGGAGGAGGAGGAGGCCCUCGCUGGUGACCCUUCAGAGGAGCAGGAGGAGGCCCUCACUGGUGACCCUUCAGAGGAGCAGGAGGAGGCCCUCACUGGUGACCCUUCAGAGGAGCAGAGGAAAGCCCUCACUGGAUCAGUGAGGAGAGACCUGAUAAGACACUGGUGGAGGAAGACAAGCCUCAUGGGAAAUAACGCCAUUGUGGCUGAACAAGACACUUUGGUAGAAAGGCCUUCAGGCAAGAGGAGUCAGUGGCCACCAGCAGCAUCCAGAAGAAGACAAAGGUUCUCAUCAACAUCACAAGGUCAUGUUGAGGAGACUCUCCGGUCUUUGGUUCUGAUUCAGGGGGAGGUCAUAGGUCAAACAAACGCUUCAGCUGGCCCACAAGGAGAAGAUGGCACAACGGGAGAGAGGAGCGCUUUCCAACAGAUUCUAGAUAAGUUGCAAAAGCAGCUGAACAUGGUUGUCUUUGACAGAAUCCGAAAAGUAUACGGGGACCUGGAAUGUGAAACUGUGUUUUUUUGUUCCCGUCUAGGAAAGCUCUUCUGGUAGGUGCACUACAACAUGCAUGUGCGUACUCACAAAGAGCAUCUACAUUACUGUACCCAGUGCAGCUAUUCUUCCAUCACCAAGAACUGUCUGAAGCGACAUCUGAUCCAGAGACACAGUAACAUCCCCCAGUGCCCCAUGGAACACUGUCAGUACUGCACACCUGACAAGUACAAGCUGCAGGCCCACCUCAAAACACACUUUGACAACGAGAAGAAAAGCGUUGCUUGCCCUGUGUGUGAGGAAACGUUCACUGAAGAUAAACUUAAACAUCAUAUCAAGAACUUUCAUCCAGAUACGCCGAUGAACACCAUCUCCGAGGCGCUUGGGGUGAGGGUGCAGAUGAAGGGCUUGAUCGGGAAGAGGGCUUCUAAGUGUCCUUACUGUGACAGCUACUUCAUGAGGAACGGAGCUGAUCUGCAGCAGCACAUCUGGGCUCACCAAGGAGGUGAAGCCCUUCAAGUUUUCCUGUGUGACUACGCCAGCCGCAGUAAGAGCAACCUGAAGCCACAUGAGCAGACACACCACGAGAAGACACACCUGUGUGACAUGUGUGGCAAGAAGUUCAAGUCCAAGGUCACUCUGAAGAGCCACAAGCUGAUGCACACAGAGGACGGUAAGCAGUUCAAAUGUACAGAGUGUGAUUACAGCGCUGCACAGAAACCUCUACUGGUACGACACAUGGAGCAGCAUGCCUCUUUCAAGCCCUACCGCUGCGGCCACUGUCACUACUCCUGUAACAUAGCAGGACCCCUGAAGAGACAUUACAGCAAGAAGCACCCCAACCAGGAGUACUGUAACGCAGGGCCUGGGCCAGCCACCUCUGAGGCUGUGGAGCAGCAAGGUGAGUCGCUCAGCAGAGACACACUUAGCAGAYGCUCUUAUCCAGAAAGACCUAGUCAAUGUAUUCAACUARGUUUAAUAGGGGGAAAACAAGUAUUGUUUUCUCUACCUUCUUGCCCUUUGUGCUGUUGUCUGUGCCCAAUAAUGUUUGUA
Salvelinus sp. IW2-2015 is the source of this 4068-nucleotide messenger RNA. The record is from RefSeq and is a predicted model, not a curated record. NCBI's taxonomy places the organism in Eukaryota, Metazoa, Chordata, Actinopteri, Salmoniformes, Salmonidae.